CUAACUUACACGUUAGAUGGAAGUGACAAGAUACAGAAAAUAAAUAAAAAAAUAUAUGAAAAAUGACUAUUAUUAAACCAAAUAAGGACAUAGUUCAUGUUUUAUAUGUUGUAUGUAUAUUCUUUUUGUUUGCUAAAAAGUAAAGUCGAUUAUAAGCGUAUAUGUUCACUAGAGGAUUCACGUUUCCACGCCACACUUGUGUCCGCUGCAUACUGGAUCACGAUUGGCUCCAAAGUAGUUGUGAUGUCACAAAUAAUGCCAGUACAUAUGUAUGUGUGUUAAACUGAGAUUUAAGGCUCCUUGUGUCAAACUCCGCUCAUACAUGAUUCUGCACAGUGAAGCUCAAACAUCUCACUGAACUCACAAUAAGCAAACACAUUUUUGAGUGGAGGGGUUGGUACCUCCAGGACCCCAAACUUUGAAGGUUAAACUAGCGACUAAUCAAGUUGAGAGGCAUGUUUGCUGCUGUUUUAGCUGUAUCUUUGUUUCUGUAGUUAAUCUUAGUUUGGUUAGAUUUAUCUUAUACACCUGCCUUAAAUGUAAACCUAAGAAUAGCUCAUGUACGUCUUCUUCCAGCCUCAUGCUUCUUUUCAAACAGCUCUCAGUGUGAUUAAUUUCCACACCUGCCCCACUGUUUAACUUAAGAUUAGAUCACUGCCCGUCAGCCACAGUCCUGCUCUUUCUAAGCCCCCCGCACUCAAUAUCUUAGCAAAAUAUCAAAAUAUGCCAGUGUGGGUUUAGACAGUGAUAACUAAUAAUGUCUGUCAGUGCUGUAGCCAGGGGCAGAGAAUGAGACUGUCCUCACAAACCAAAGCCAACAGUCCAUUAGCGCAGAAUGCUAACAGUCAGCCAGACUCUGGGAAAUCUCAGAACAUUGUCAAGGUCCGUGUGGAGACGACCAGGGCCGGCUGACCCAGAGCAAGAAGCACCUUAAUCCCAGUCGUGUGUGGGUGUGUCUCAAAGGAUAAAGAAAUGGACCCACAAUCCUUCACUCCUCCUGAACACUGAAGACACCGGAGAACCAGAGAGAACAGGGAUACAGAGGAGAGAUUUCUUCAUCACCCGAUUUGUGGAGCUUUAACAUGGGAUGAGCUCCUGACAACGGUGACUUAAGUGCCUCUGGAAAGGAACUUCCUGUUUAUGGCCAGCUGUGCCCUGUGUAUCCUGACCGAGAGCCCAACCAGAUCCUGGCCUCUGAGCUCUGAACCCUAACCCUGGAGGGGCAGGGGGGUCGACAGGGAGAAAAUGCGGUGCACCACCCUCUUGGCCCUGCUGACCGGAGUCAUGCUGUACCUGGUGAUGGGAGCGCUUGUUUUCCGCACCCUGGAGGCCCCUGAUGAGAAUUCGGCGUACAAAGACCUGCUUGCUACCAAGCACACGUUCCUCGAUAAUAAGUCCUGUGUCACCGAGCUGGAGUUCCACAAGCUUGUGAAGGGAGUGGCGUCUGCGGUGGAAGCAGGCCUGGAUGUGCGCAGCCUUCCUGCCAACUUCACCAGCCGCUGGGACCUUGCCUCCGCCUUCUUCUUCUGUGGCACCAUCAUUACCACCAUAGGUUUUGGGAACCUGUCUCCUCGUACGUGGUAUGGCCAGUUGUUCUGUGUGUGCUAUGCCCUGAUGGGAAUCCCCAUGUUUGGCAUACUGCUUGCUGGAGUGGGUGACCACAUGGGCACAGUGCUGCGGAGAGCUGUGGCCAAGAUUGAGACCCUCUUCCUGGUGAGAAUGAAACGUAAGGUCAGGCCGACUACUGUGCGCGUGAUCUCAGCGGUUCUCUCCAUCCUGAUUGGUUGUCUUAUUUUCCUCGCCGUGCCGACAGUCGUGUUUCAGAAAGUGGAGGACUGGUCGUUUCUGGAGUCGCUUUACUUUGUAGUCAUCACUCUCACUACUGUUGGCUUUGGAGACUAUGUACCAGGUGGCGGUCGUGAGGGCAUGUUCUUCAAGCCUCUGGUGUUGUUGUGGAUCGUGUUUGGUCUCGCUUACUUUGCCUCCAUCCUCACCAUGAUCGGCAACUGGCUGAGGGUGCUGUCUAAGAGGACCCGUGCUGAGAUGGAGGAGUUGAGGGCCCAUGCUACAGACUGGACCCAGAACAUCCAGAACAUGUCCAUGGACUUCCGCAUCCCGAACCCUCUGGAGUUCAACGACCCCUUCCUCCUGCAGCGCCGGCGCUGGAAACGCAGCGAGCGUCGUCGCAUCCGCCGGGGAGCCCAGGUCACUCUGGGACACUGGGCUCGAGGAGCAUCUGAGAAUGGACACCUACCGAACCGCUGGGCCGGCCUCUCCAACUCCAUGAGCCAGCUGGAGGCCCAUUCGUCUCUUGAGAGGGCGGCGGUGGCCAAGUCCAUACCACGAGUCGGUGCUGCUGGAGGUGGAACAGGUCCAAGACUGGUGCCCGGAUUGAGGGUUGACCCCACUGUGGGCCUGCAGGUGGAGGGCAGGCCAUUUCCUCACCUGCUGGCCCGCUCAUUCUCCCUCCCUGUGGCCCGCUCCACCUUAGAGCUGGACUCAGCAGGUGCAGCCUUGCAGGGAGGAUCUAUGUCUGGAUCUGAGUCUCCUUUUGAUUCCAGAUCAGACGUCUCCUCGGUCUCCUCGUCCUUCUUGGCGCUCCACAGGUUCCAGCCCUGUUGUACGGUCAGCAGCAUGGAGGAGGGAGGAGCGAGAGCCACAGAAAUGAACACAACACAAAAGAAAAACAGGCUGAUUCUAGCAGAGAAAUAUGAAUCUGCAGCAAACAAUAGCCACAAACACACACCUGCCCCUGUUUUUGUCCCUCACUCCUCUACUCGUCCCCCUUUUAUUCCUUCUUCUCGCCAAUCAAUCGUCCUCCCCUCUCCUCCCCUCAACAUGGCGUCCUCGGCCAGCUGCCAGCUGCUGGAUUUCUUCGGAGAGAACCUGGCAUACAUCGACGAGUCCUCAGACACUCUAAGUGACCGCGCCCAGCCAGCAGCAAGCGAGGGGAGGAAGAGACGACCACGAAAACCGAAGAGGAGGAGCAUGAGGAAGCAGCUGUCAUACAGGUGGAGCCCCACGCAGGUGAGGAGGUCCAACAGUGACAUGCGGCCACCUUCGAAUCCUCCCACACCACCUCCAGACUCUUCCCUGUCAGACCUGCCCCCAUCAGAGAACCAGACAGAUUCAGCUCAGCCACAAAGUCAAGAUGUGACAGAACAUAAUAGUUAACAACAGACCUGACGUUCCUACCACUCUGAACAUGUUUAUGCUUAGCCUCACAAAGUCAGCACACACAUUUUACUUUGUUACUUUGUGAUCUGUUGAUCUGAUGUUUAGCUGGUAUAAUAUUUAUCUUGUUUGCACUUGAAAAGAAGACAAGUCAUCAAAGUUAUUACGGGUCUGUACCAAUACCCACACUUGCAGUCUCACGCACCAGCAGGUUGUAGGUACCACAUCAGAAAAACACAAACACACCAUACACUUUUUGCACUCUUUACCUUUUCAAAGCUGAGAGUAUGAAAUACAUAUAUUAAAAAUAUAAUGACACAGAAAUCAUCUAGAGUCUAUUUUAUGUACAGCCUUUUUACAGUACAUGCAUAACUAUAUUUAAUUUAAUAUUAUUAACUCCUUUCAGCUCCUUAAUGUGCGUUUUUGAUGUGAUUGUACGGCUGAGCUCAGUUGAGCCUUUCUGUGAGCGACUGGAUGUCCUUGUUAAUCGAGGCAGAGUCAGCUCUGAUAAACUUCCACAAGCUUGUGAUCUUAACAGACACUUGAGCAAUGCGGCAAUUAUGGGAAAAUGCAUCACACAACUAGACAUUUGGGUACUACACAAGUAUGGGUAUUGGUUAUUUCCUGGCAGUCCAUCCAGUAGACCAUCAAAAACAGAUUUUGAAAUAACGAGAGUGAUAAAAGGCCCCUUAAUCACUCUUCCUUUUAAAGUCGACCACACCUGGUGUAACCAGCUGGUCAUAAGUUUCAGUGGUUUAAAGAGGCUGAGUCACAUCAUUAUCCAUCAUUACACAUAAUUAUCUACUUUGUUAAUCUGUCCUUCAGCCGCUGAGCUCAAUCAAUUCUCAGCACACGUAUUUAACUCUGAAUCUCAGAUUUAAGCGGCUUUGUGAGGCUAACUUUUGGUGACUGACUGAUUCAGUGCAGGGCUUCCCACAGUGUUUUAUAGCUGAGGUGGGCCACUACGCUCGACUAGAAAUAUAUUUAAUACUUUUGUGACAUUAAAAGGGAAAAAGAACACAUAAGCAAGAGGAGUUAAAAAGUGUGACUUGUUUAGGAUGUCAUCUAGUCACAAAAUUGAUCUGGGUGGCAAACCACGAUGGCUAAAAAAAAAAAAAAAACUCUCUGGGGAAAACCCAGCAGUGGGUGGAGAACCGGAACCACAACAACAGUACAAUAGUAUCAAAGCACGACAGGGCCAUCAUUCACCCUCAGAGCAGUGUCAGUCUGUGUAGUGCCGUCGUCCUGACAAUGGAAAACUGAAACUGUCCAGUUGUGUGAGGGAUGAAGCAGGUGGCUACUGCUCUUCAAUGUCUUAAAGGGUUAAAAAGGGUAAAGGUCAGACCGAGUUGCUGUCCACUGCUUUGUGUUAAAACUUGUGUGCUCCUUACACCCCGAUAAGCAUCUUUGUAUGCCUGCCUUGAAUGUAAGUGGUCAGAGGGCUAUUAAAGCAACGCUGAGGUUAUUAUUAAGUUUGUGGUGUUUACCAACUAUACUAUCAAGUGUCCUUAAGUCACUGUUGGCAAGAUUCUGCUUGUGACCACUGUUUGUUAGUGUUUUUAUUAUUUUUAAAAACUCUGCCCCUUUGCCAAAUAAAUAACUGCAAGUUAUCUUA
Messenger RNA from Dicentrarchus labrax (European seabass), 4789 nucleotides. RefSeq names its product potassium channel, subfamily K, member 4a (gene kcnk4a). Gene Ontology annotation, biological process: stabilization of membrane potential; potassium ion transmembrane transport. Gene Ontology annotation, molecular function: potassium ion leak channel activity. Gene Ontology annotation, cellular component: membrane. Lineage: Eukaryota; Metazoa; Chordata; Actinopteri; Moronidae. The coding region runs from base 1246 to 3174 and encodes 642 amino acids. The record is from RefSeq and is a predicted model, not a curated record. The transcript is spliced from 8 exons.